Fimicolochytrium jonesii is the source of this 2547-nucleotide messenger RNA. Its product is annotated as periplasmic binding protein-like I. Lineage: Eukaryota; Fungi; Chytridiomycota; Chytridiomycetes; Spizellomycetales; Powellomycetaceae. Bases 1 to 2547 code for a protein of 848 amino acids. Gene Ontology annotation, biological process: gamma-aminobutyric acid signaling pathway; G protein-coupled receptor signaling pathway. Gene Ontology annotation, molecular function: G protein-coupled GABA receptor activity. The record is from RefSeq and is a predicted model, not a curated record. The transcript has 10 exons. Gene Ontology annotation, cellular component: membrane; G protein-coupled receptor heterodimeric complex.
AUGAGGGUUCCAAUCCUGCUUUCCGCCGUUCUGGUGAUGACUGCAGUCGCUGCUGCAGACAUCAUCAAGCUUGUCACCGUCUUGCCAUUUUCCACGACGGACGUGUUGGCCACCAAUGCCAACUUAAGCAUGUCGCUGGCCAUUGAGGAGAUCAAUGCCGCUGCACUUUUCCCGGGUGCAACUGUCACUUUGGAUUACCGAAACGAUCAGAACAAUAAAGCCCGAGAGGUCGCAACGGGGUUGGAUCUGAUCUCUGGGGGCUAUUCGGGUGUGGUUGGUAGCUACCUUUCAGAUCAGUCAAAGAUGCUCGCAUAUACCCUCACCACACCGAAGAUAUUCCAAUGCAGUGGAAUUUCGACGUCACCAGCGUUGGGCGAUAAAGAAGAAUUUCCGACUUUCUUCCGAGUCAUUGCCGACGAUAAUGCACAAGGAACGGUUAUACUGCAACUGAUCCAGAAGCAGGGCUGGAGCCGCUUUGGCAUCAUCGCAGGAACGUCGGACUACUCGAGAGAAAUCGUCAAUGUCAUUAUGGCGAACGCGCCAGAUUAUGGCCUAGAAGUCUCAUCUCCCAUAACCGUCGAUCCAAGGGAAACUACGGGCCUCCAGACGAAGCUCGAAGGCUAUAAGGCCAUCGGGAUACGUGUGAUCGUAUUGGUUCCGAACGACGAGGUCGAGACCUUGGGGACUCUCCGGAUCCUUAACGACAACGGUUUCGUCGGUCCGGAAUUCGCUUAUAUCGGCUCCGACGUGACGAAUCUGGUGUUCUCGGCUUCUAAUUAUCAAGCAUCAAGGGACAACAAAUUACUCCAAGGGAUGUUUGUGGUGAGCGCUUUAGAGUACUCUGCCUCGACGAAGUCAUUGGAGGCAAAGAUGAAGGACAAGUAUAAUCUUGUCAUCGGUGCAAAUGGCGGCAGCGACGGCGCAGCGUUUUACUACGAUUGUGUAUAUGCGUUCGCCCAUGCAUUGAAAAACAUCAUGACAAAAAAUAGCCUGACGGUCACGCAAAUGGCCAAUCGAGAGUGGAUGAACCUGCCAAUAACGAUCGCUGACUUUGUGAAUAUAAGCUUUCAAGGAGCUACCGGAUACCUCGCUUGGCAAUCCGAUGGGAACGUCGUUUCGUCGCAGUUUGCCGUUUACAACAUAAUAGACAAUAGCCUGAAACUCAUCGGAAAUGGAACAUCUGCGGCCAUUGACUUCUAUACCCAGCCCGUCUUCUUCUCCGGUACCACCGCCAUUCCACUGGACAGUCCAGUUCUGGAUGACCAACUUAUCGGGUACACGAAGCCCUUCUCCUUGCUCAUCACCAUUCUGACCACCGUUGCCCUAGCUGUUAUCUUCGCGAGUCUCUGCCUCCUUGUCGUUAAAUCGACCCACCCGUUGCUCCGUCCUAUUUCACCGCCUUUCAUGAUGAUCUCUGCAUGUGGACUCAUGCUCUGCCUCGCGAGCAUCUACAUCGACGCCAAGCUGAUUCCGUCCCGCGCAUCCUGCAACUCCGGAUACAGCCUGCUGGUGCUGGGCUUUGCUUGCGUUAUCGGCAGCGUCAUGAUGAAGCUGUAUAGGCUCUACAGAAGGGCGUUAUCCACAAACACGCUCCUGCAGGGAACAGGCGCUUUGAUAGCCAUUGAAUUGAUCAUAGUCUUGAUUUCCGUGCUCGCCUUCCCUCUGCUUCCCAUCGAGCACAAGGACAUGGUCAGCGUGCAGCACUAUUUCACCUGCGAAGCCGAUAAGGUCGUCGCCGGCACGGCAAUAACGGGUGUCCUGUAUGCUUAUAACGGCUCGCUCCUUGUGGCAUGUUGCUACCUGGCAUUCCAAACCCGCGACAUCUACUCGACAUACAACGAGGCUAAAAGUAUUGGAGUAGCGAUUUACAACAUUUUCGCCUGCGCGUUCAUAGGAAUCAUUAUUCAGUUCAUGGCCUCUGUCAGUCCGGUCAUAACGUUCGGGAUCAAAUCGAUCCUAAUCAUAUUUGCAGUCUUACUGACGUAUUACCUCAUGAUCGGAAAAUACGUGCUCGCAGUUGUGCAAAAACAGAGCGCGGAGAACUACGGGCUCGCCGCCGAGAGCAGUACUGGCUCGACCAGUGGGCCUGGCGGCAAGAGUUCAGUAAAUGUCUCGACCACCGCGUUGAAAUCGCAGCGGGAAAAUUCAAAAGCCCCGGAGAAAACUACGAUUCAGAGCGCCGUCUACCCAAUAUGCGGAUCGAGCGAUGUCACUUCGGGGCAGUGGCGCAACUUUCAGCUCCAUUUGGUUGGGAAGCCAAUGUACUCCCUUGCGCUUCUGAACGUGCGCGACAACGCAAAAUCCCUCCUCAUUCCCAUUACAGGUGCUAUAGUGAACAUCGCCAAUGAUCGCCUCGUUAUUUCCGUCAAAUGGCCAAAGGGCGCGAUACGGAUUCAAACGGACACCGAGACCGCCGCGGCGAUGUGGGCCGGGGCCAUACAACGUUUGCAGACAGAGAGUACGGGCGGCACCCCCACGACUACUCCUCCCAGUGCUACAGCGUCGCGGACUACUGGGCGAUCUCAAGCAGUGCGUCAGUUAGUUUAG